UAACUGGUGACCUGGUCGUUCUAAGGCAAGCAGCGUAUAGAAAGAGGCAAGAUGGCGAAACAGGGAAUUCGAUGUGUUAUAGUGAUACAAGGUAUAAGUCCGUUGUCGAAUGAUAUUUGUAAUAAAACAGAUUUAAUUAAAUACAUUUAUAUGCAUUUAUAUGCAUUUCUAGAAAGACUAUAAGAUCUUAUUGCUCAAUUUCUGUAGUCACUGACAAGCCAAAGUAGCGACUUAUGUAGAGAGACUUGCGCUCUCAUAUUCUAUGGACAGAAGUUUUUCAGAACAUUGAUUAGGCCAUAUGAAAUAAAUUCCUUGAUUCUCAUCACCGCCCGACGAUAUUUUGGUUUCCGCGUUGAUAUAUUUUUGUAUUUUGUUAUAAAAUAUAAAUUUACCGCCCGACCGAACAUCUUCAGAGAUUUAGUUAUUUUUAUAUUUUAUAUUGGAAUUUUUGCGAUAUAAAAUUGUUUUGCCGUUAAUAUUGCAACAUGUUAAGGGAUGCUUGGAAUACUGAAGGGAAAAAUGGGCUUAUAGCCUUAUUACAACGAUUUGUGUGGCCCUUAUGCAUGUUCAUUAGCGCAUGUGCAAUUAUCCACUUAUAUAGCGUUCUUCUAUAAUAUAUUUAAGGGCAAAUAUAAAAAGACCUCCCUCUCCAAUUUUUUAAAUUUUAAACUUUGUUUUUAUAUUUUGACAUAAAAUAUAAAAUAUAAACCUCCCGCCUCCUGGGAGUUUUUAAAAUUUAGCGAUGAGAAUCAAGGAAUUUAUUUUAUAUGGCCUUAGGGCCCGGUCAUUAUUUGUGGUGGGGGGUGGCACCGAAGAGAAAUGUUUUUUGUGGCGAAAAUUUUGGUGACCCAACCAUUAAAAAGUCAAAAAUUUGAUUACCCAACCUCAAGUAUCAAUUAAAAAAUAAAUACCCACCCCUGGACAAAAACUUUACAAAAGGAUACCAUUCAGUUGUCACACAUGUCCUUUACCACUUCAAUGACAUGAGUUUGAUAACGGCUUGUGAAAUUUUCAGCAAUCUAAAGUUUCAUAUUGUCUGCAUAUGUAGUUUCUUUGGAGACACCAUUUGUCUCCUGACAAAUUGGAAAAUGAUUAAGAUAUAUAUAAAUGACUCUGAUUGAUUCACAUAUGGUAUUUACGUAUGACUGUUGACAUUGCUUUUUAGUCUCCAAUAUUUCAGUGAGUCAUGCUUUGGAAAUGACAAUAAGUUUUUUGUUACCCAACCCUUGAGUUGUUUUGUUUUUCAUUUACCCAACCUUUUACUUACUCAAAAUUUUGUUUACCCAACCCUUUUCUCUUCGGUGCAUGCCACCCCGCGCCAUAAAUAAUGACUGGUCCCUUAGUUAGAUUUUGUUAGGAAAAUCCGAGUUUUUUAUGCCAAACGGAGGUAGGAAUGUUUGAAUAGAGUCGUUCGACGUUCAAAUCGCCCGAAACUUAAACCAGUUGGAAAUUGAGGUGAAAUUAAACUAGAGGUAAAUGGACCAUUUGCAUUAUAGGCUAAAUUUUGAUUUAAACUAGUCUAGACAAAAAUUUCAUCACAGCUUGAAAGAGCAUCACAAAAUUAGUAGCUAAUAUUCCAAACUUUCGUUGCGACAUGUUGUAAAAUGCGGAUAAUAAUUAUAGCCUUGCGAAAUUUGCCGUUUUUCGGUCAGUUUGUAUUACAAACGGGAAAUUGACAGUCCCAAAGGGUAUUGGGCUGUCAAUUUAAAUUCGCCCGCGUAAUGUAAAAUGACUGAAAAACGGCAAACUUCGCAAGGCUAUAUUAUCCGCAUUUUAAAACAUUUCGCAACGAAACUUUGGAAUAUUCCUACUUUUGUGAUGCUCUUUCAAGCUGUGACGAAAUUUUUGUCUAGACUUGUUACGUUUAGAUCAAAAUUUGGUCUAUAAUGGAAAUGGUCCAAUUAGGGAUAUUCAACUCCACACGCAUCUCGGCUUAGAAAGCCGGCCCUUAGAAAUUUCUGUCAGACUUAAUUGCCUAUAUUUGUAUGUGUUGCAAAAUAAAUGUGGAAUUCAGACUCAAACAAGUGGAAAGCUAAAAAAAGUGAGCUCUCGAGCGAAUCAGACAUUAAUAAAUUCACUUAUUAAACAGCGUAGCCAUGGCUUAAAAAAUCAUACAAAACACAACUCCAUGCAAAUACACAGCAUAAGGUUUUGUUUCUCUUAAGGCCCUGUUACACGGUGCAAUUUUCAUGCAACUUGUCUCGCAAUGUUUAAAAAAAGAUUUUGAUUAGUAAUGCAUUGCAAGAGGUGUUACACGCUGCAAUGAUUUUCAUGCAACUCGCAACGAUAGGGGACAGGAGCAUGCGAAGAGACUAGGGAAAGGCGCCAUUUGGCGCCAAAUUUUAAUUAAAGUAAAGCGUGUACUAGGGAGAGGCAAUAGGAACUCUCCAAGCUACAAACAUAUUGCGAGACAAGUUGCACGAAACCAUGUUACACGCUGCAAUCGGCUAAAAAUAAUUAGUGCAAUCGUUGCCAAAAGUAGAACCGACUUCUACUUUGUGCAAUGCUUCAUGCAACUUGUCUCGAAAAAAUUUUGACCAUUGCAAGGCAUGUUAAACGGUGCAAUGACUCGUGCAACUUGUCUCGCAACAGGGCCUUUACUGACACUAAAAUGUGUCUAAUUGUAGGAAAUUUUUCUACAUUUUAGCGGUCUUUGCCGUACUAAGUGCUGCAGUUUCUAUGAUUUCAGCAUAGUCUGUCAAGAUAUGAUGGUCUGGGAGCCCAGCAAACUUCAAAGCUACAAAAUAGAAGGCCUUUUUUUAAUGUUGAACUGUACCUCACCGUGUACAAAUCAUUUGCCUCAACUUCAUUAAAUAUUAUCAAUCAUGGUUGCAAGUUUCAUGCAUCUCAGCUAUCUUUAUUGGACAAUUACUUCAUUAUACAAAACUACAAUGAGCAUAAUCACCGUGAUCGUGCGCAAUUUAACAUAAACUCAAACAAAAACAUAAUACAAUGACUUCUGCUUAGUUUCCAGACCAUCAUAUCAUGAUAAACUAUGAUUUCAAUAAAACAAAUUUUAUGAGAAAAAUGUACACUAUAUAUGAGAAAACCAUAGCUUACCCAAACUUUUUUCAAGUCUGAAUCUUGUUCUGCGCGCGAUAACAGACCGGCUGAUCUCAGUGCCCCUGGAGCGGCGGAAGCUUUCACAAUACUUGCGUAAUACUUUCACUUCGUAUGAUCGUAUCACUCAGUGUUUCUUUAUAUAAUAAGGAAUUACGUAUAGUAUUUUUAAUAAUUCCAUGACACGCAAUCACCAAAAUAUAUUAACGAACAUUGUAAGCAAAAUGUAGCUUUCUCAGUCUUUAUAAUAAUAUACACUUGAUGCCUGCUCCAAAGGGAAUUAGUUAGUUUUGUUUUCCCGAGAAUCUCGAUGUUUCCCGACUAACGAAGUCAUGGGUACUGAGUUAUUGUACUGGGGCAUGUUGUUCAAAGCUGGAUUAGCGCUAACUCUGGGUUAAAAUUUAACCUGCUGUUUUAGUUUGGGUACAUUAAUUUUGCAUGCACAUCUGUUUACUUCAUGAUUUUGGAACAUAAAACUUAUAGUGAUCCAGAUGGCUUUGAAAUUUGAGGUAACCUAGGAUUAAGCUAACCGACUUUUGAACAGCCGGUUCCUGUACAAUCCUGUACAGAGUGUUUCAACCAGUUUUCUUUUGCUUUAGGUAAUUCAACAAAUCAAGGAUAUAUAUCUCGAUAUAAAGCAAUGAAUUCAGCUGCCAAGUUAAAUCCUGCUUUCUUAUACAUUUUAUCCAUCUUAAGAGAAACAGCAAAUUUGAUUUUCUCUGAAAAGAGUUGUUGUGAGACAGCUAUUCGUUUGGUUGAAAUAGUUGAUAUCCAGUGUAUCCAAGCCAAUGGCACCGCGGUAGCUCUCAGCAAAGACGAACUUAUUAUUUUCAAACAAGUAAGUCCAACAAAUCCAAUUAAUAUACAAGAACGUAAUCACCCUCUACGUCAAAUAUGACAUAAUUUCAUGCUUCCGUGGCACAAAAUUAGCUUCUGAUUGGACACUAUGAAUUUGAAGUAUAAUAUUAACAUAAAUUACAUUUGUUCUCUAAGUAUUAAUGAAAAUUCACACUAGCUUGUGUUAGGCGAAUAUUCUGGAUACCGUGCACCUUUGAUUCAAUUAGAGAGGUUAAGAUACCCCGGUUUACGGGUACGAGUGAUAUACACAUACCCGUACCCGUAAAUCGGGGAACGACUUGUAACUUAAGAAAUCUAAAAUGUUCCGGCGUGAGAAAACCGAUCAGAGAAUGGUAACUUUCGCUCUUGAGGUUGGCCAUAAACUUUUGAAAACUUUGACGAACAUAUGCUCAUUAUUUAUUUGGUUUAGCGCGGGGAAAUAGGUAGAAACUACGGGUGAAUAUGCUGACAUCAGCAAAAAUUGGUAAACGAAAUGGCGAUACUAGCUCGUACCCGUAGACCGGAACAGGGGUAUCUUAACCUCUCUAAUACCUGUCCAGAACCGUGUAAUUGUCUACACUGAAAAUGGUCACUUUUAACAUACUCCAAUUCAGUUAUUAAAAAAUAAUAAAAGACGUUUUAAGGUAAUUCCACAGUUUUGCAUUGCGCACUUUUACUGCGCACAUCUUACAACUUAUAAUUUCAUCCAUUAUACGUACC
Molecule: messenger RNA, 4617 nt
Organism: Paramuricea clavata
Lineage: Eukaryota; Metazoa; Cnidaria; Anthozoa; Malacalcyonacea; Plexauridae
Source: the annotation of a GenBank genome assembly